AUGUCAGCUGACGGCCAGGGCGCAGAGCGCGCCGCGCCGUCGCCGGCCGGGACGAGCGCGGCUGGCCCGGGCGAACACCAGGUCGAGCAGCCAGCGCCGGAUACCGGCACGCGCGGGCAGACGCUGGCCGCGUCGUCCAGCCGCCUCAGUGGCAUACACAUGGGCUCGGACGGCGUGAUACGCAUCACCCCCGAGUUCGUGCAAGCGAUGAGCGGCGGCACCGCUGCCCUGCUUCCAGAGCAAGCCACGUCCAACAGGAGCCGCUCGAGCCUUCGACGCGGGUUUUUCAAUACCCCAGCAGCUAGCAGUGGCUCUAAGAGUGCGAGGCGCGACGUCGGCGGUGCCUCCACGCCCCAGGCGCAACCUUUGCCGGGAUCAGGUCCAGCACCCGGGACCUCCCAGUGGUGGAGCGACCGUGCCGCUGUGCUUGGGCUCGAUGGCGCCCCGUGGAAGGUGGCAGGGAACGGCGAGCUCAUCCUCGACGCGCCGGGCAACAUCAACGCGGUCGUUCGGCUGCUUGCCAGCGUCGCGAACGCCCUCCCUCGGGAAGCAAAAGCGCAGGUUGCGAACGCGCUCAAGGCUGCGGCGGGCUCGUCGAGCUCCGCGGCUCCUGCAGACUCAACGAGUCUCCUGAGCCCCGAGGCGAGGCUGCUCUUCGGCGACAAGGACCUCCUGGAAAGCCUCGGAAACGCGGUGGAUUUCCAGCUGGGCAGGGCUGCGCCCGAGGAGCCGGAGCGCACUCCCGCGGACCAGAACCAGCACGACGGAUCGCGAAAUGAGGCUGAUAAGGACGUGUUUGCCGGUCAGGGCGCGCAGGAAGACCGGAAGGCGGGAACCACAGUCCCAAGCUCGCAGCCAAGCUCACCAUGCAUGGACGACGUCUGGGAUGAUCGGUGCAUGGUGUGCGGGAUGUGGUGCGAUGACACACAGGACCACGACGAGGACACAAUGUGGAGUUAUGGGUGCGAGCAGCAGGGCUGCACAAACGUCAUGUGCAGGCUAUGUCUGUCGCCAACGGAGAUGUCCGACGCCGACUCACAGGCGUGGCGGUGUCCCAGCUGUCGCGGGGCGCCACUGCCGCCGCCGCAUGCGGGCUCCGAGCGCAAAGGUAGUAACAAGAUGGUCUGCCGGCGGUUCCGGGACCAGUGGGAGACAGCGGGGGAGGGGCGCACGAUCACCUUUCGGUCAGAUGUGUGGGAGGUCGCGGGAUGGCACUUCCAGCUGCGUGUGGACUGCACGAAGCCACGGAACGAACGAACAGCCCGCGACGCUGCAGCGAAGCCACCCAAGGGUCGAAAAGUCGCCAAGGCGCGCGACGCCCGAGACGGAUCGUCCCGCGGCAAGGCCCAGGAGGACGCGAAGCUCAAGGCGUACCUCUACCUCGUCGACAGCGAGGGCAAGGAUUACAAGGACGGCCGGAAAUUGCUCCACGUCGGGGGCAAAUUCGUCUUCAUCUUCCUGCACCAGGAGGACACUGACGACGACAACAUUCGGCGCAAGGCGUGCGCCCCGGGGUCUCUGUUCACGAACCUCAUCAAGAACAGCAAGGACUCGACUUCUUGGGGCUGGGCCGACGUGCCGGUGUCGACCCUGCUGCACGAUGGCUUCCUCACCGAUGCGGGGGACCUGGAGAUCGUCGUCGAGGUGGAAGUCGUCAACGACAUCAUCGAGCAGCUCUCGAUGGACGACGAAAUCAAGGCGUCUGUUUGCGGCGUCCUCGGGCUGCUGGGCGACCAGGGGGCGUUCAUGAAGACCAUCCGCGAGAAGCGCGCGAACCUCGAGUCCAGCGGGCACAAGUUCCCGACGCGUCGCGAGUGCUGGACGGGCGGCUGCACGGUGUUCUCGAAGCGCAGGGAGGCGCUCGAGACGCUGUGCACGGAGCUCUACUGGGACUCCUCGCGCCGCUCGGUCAUGCAAAGCCUCCUGGAGUCGGACGGGUACCUUGCAGUGCGCCUCAAGGUCAUGGUGCGCUGGGUCGACAUUCUCAUUGCCGCCGAGUCGGCUGGCCAGGAGUGGCCGGUCUCCUCCAGCGACGACAUCCCGUUGCUACUUCUCGUGGGGCGCCUGGCGGUUGACUUCGGCAAGAGAUAA
Messenger RNA from Pedinophyceae sp. YPF-701, 2091 nucleotides. NCBI's taxonomy places the organism in Eukaryota, Viridiplantae, Chlorophyta, Pedinophyceae. The record is from the annotation of a GenBank genome assembly.